Oncorhynchus mykiss (rainbow trout) is the source of this 1057-nucleotide messenger RNA. NCBI's taxonomy places the organism in Eukaryota, Metazoa, Chordata, Actinopteri, Salmoniformes, Salmonidae. The record is from RefSeq and is a predicted model, not a curated record.
AUGAUACAACAAGAGGUCUGGGAAGAGGUCUCUACCUUCAUAUGUCUUAAUGAUGACCUGCUCACAAGAGAACUAGAGAUCUGGGAAGAGGUCUCUACCUCCAUAUCUCUUAAUGAUGACCUGCUCACAAGAGAACUAGAGGUCUGGGAAGAGGUCUCUACACCCAUAUCUCUUAAUGAUGACCUGCUCACAAGAGAACUAGAGGUCUGGGAAGAGGUCUCUACAGCCAUAUCUCUUAAUGAUGACCUGCUCACAAGAGAACUUGAGGUCUGGGAAGAGGUCUCUACCUCCAUAUCUCUUAAUGAUGACCUGCUCACAAGAGAACUAGAGGUCUGGGAAGAGGUCUCUACCUCCAUAUCUCUUAAUGAUGACCUGCUCACAAGAGAACUAGAGGUCUGGGAAGAGGUCUCUACAGCCAUAUCUCUUAAUGAUGACCUGCUCACCAGAGAACUAGAGGUCUGGGAAGAGGUCUCUACAGCCAUAUCUGUUAACGACGGCCUGCUCACCAGAGAACUAGAGGUCUGGGAAGAGGUCUCUACACCCACAUCUCUUUACGACGGCCUGCGCUGCUUCUAUAACCACAGCCGGAGGGUUGUCCUGCGUCUUUGUGAGUAUUUGGAUUCCUAUGGUUACCACGGCAGCAAGACGCUCUGUUACCUCAUGCUCCGUAGCGAUGUCAGCAGGUGACUGUGGGCCAGAAUGAAACCCCCUAGUUGCUGUAGUCCACUGCUCUGUUCCAAAGUAGUGCACUUUAAAAUGAAGUAGGGUGCCAUUUCAGAUAUAUACAAAUCACUGAACUGUGUUCAUAAUGUCCAGUACAAUACACUGAACUGUGUUCAUAAUGUCCAGUACAAUACACUGACCUGUGUUCAUAAUGUCCAGUACAAUACACUGACCUGUGUUCAUAAUGUCCAGUACAAUACACUGACCUGUGUUCAUAAUGUCCAGUACAGUAGACUGUGUUCAUAAUGUCCAGUACAAUACACUGACCUGUGUUCAUAAUGUCCAGUACAGUAGACUGUGUUCAUAACAGUAGACUGUGUUCAUAAUGUCCAAU